Carica papaya (papaya) is the source of this 1027-nucleotide messenger RNA. Lineage: Eukaryota; Viridiplantae; Streptophyta; Magnoliopsida; Brassicales; Caricaceae. The record is from RefSeq and is a predicted model, not a curated record.
UAAAAGAAAUGAAAGAAAAGAAAAGAAAGGCAAAAAAAGAAAAGAACAGAAAAAAAUGAAGAGAAGUGUUAUGUCCUCGAUACUAGAAUUUUGUCACGGGGCGAUUCUCCAGAAUUUAUUGUUAUUGGAUCUGCUUUUCCCUUAUUGUGAUUCCUUGAGCAAUCUAUAGUGAGUUACAUGCAAGCUCAUCAAAGAGAGUUUGAAACCUUGGGGCUUGGGGCUUGGCGUCUGGUUUGCUGGUGUACCGGAGCAUAACCCAUCAUCCUGGACAUGGACUACGUUUUGGGACUGGAUGAUCAGAUUUCCCUAGGUUAUGACACACUAGUUGGCGAGCGUGGAGGACAGAGACAGAGAAUUGCUAUUGCCAGAGCUCUACUGAAAAAUGCACCAAUCUUGAUCCUUGAUGAAGCAACAAGUGCCCUGGAUGCAGUCAGUGAACGCCUCGUACAGGAAGCUCCGAACCAUCUAGUGAACGGCAGGACAACAUUAGUGAUUGCUCAUAGAUUAAGCACGGUUCAGAAUGCUCAUCAAAUUGCGGUUUGCUCUGCUGGAAGGAUUGUUGAACUGGGUACCCAUUUUGAUUUACUAGCUAUGAAAGGGAUUAGAUUUGAUGGGUCAAUGGCGGACAUGGGUGAAGCGGGGAAGAUGGAGAACGGUGAGAUGGUUGUGGAGACAAGCUUUACGCGUACCGUGGGUUGGGAGCAUCAAGGAAGCUUUGGAGGAGUUGAAGCUCAAUCCUCUCCAUCUUCUCAUGGGAUGAUAAGAUUUCGGGUGCACCUCAUUAUGCAUAUAGAGUUGACUGUUGACGGUCAUCCCUCCUCGCUCGUGCAGCUUAUAGUCAUCCUCAUGCAACCUGUAUUACUUGCUCUUAUAAAUAAUUUGGUUAUGGUAGAAGAUCAUCGGGCAUCGCACUUCCAAAUCUCUGCCCACUGUGAGUCUUUAUAAUCCUUUAAUUUUCAAUUUUUGAUUGUAUUUAUUUCUUAUUUGUUCAUUUUUACAUGGUAUUGUAGAAUUAUAUUGCACAUGC